This is a messenger RNA of Diprion similis, 1243 nucleotides long. RefSeq names its product caspase-1-like. Gene Ontology annotation, biological process: apoptotic process; proteolysis. The transcript is spliced from 4 exons. Lineage: Eukaryota; Metazoa; Arthropoda; Insecta; Hymenoptera; Diprionidae. Bases 110 to 1009 code for a protein of 299 amino acids. Gene Ontology annotation, cellular component: cytoplasm. The record is from RefSeq and is a predicted model, not a curated record.
CAAGCUACAUAUUGGAUAGCAUACCCACAAAGGCGCGUGCAAAGCGUUUUGUUUGAUAUUGAUAAAACCUAUUGAUACUUUUUGGAGAUAUUGAAGGUAGGAAAAAAUAAUGUCUGCAACAAUUCAGAGUUGCGUUGACAGUUCUGUCGAAGGGGAUGAUUACGGAGAUGCGUUUGGUUACGGAAGGAGCAACGCGCAGUCUUAUGGAAACCAAUUCCAAAAUAGUCCGACAAUGCGCUACGCCACCCAUUACAACAUGAAUCAUUCCAAGCGAGGUAUAGCUCUGAUUUUUAACCACGAAUCCUUCACCAUAAAUCACCUCAAGUCCAGAUCUGGCACUAACGUUGACUGUGAGACGUUGAGGAACUGUCUAGUCAAACUCGGAUUCGAGGUCAAAGAUUUUCAGAAUUUAAUCUUCAAGGAUAUUCAGAAAAACCUGGAAAAAGUUUCAGAAAUGGAUCACUCAGAUCAUGAUUGUUUAGUUGUGGCUGUACUGUCUCAUGGAGAGAUGGGUAUAUUAUACGCCCAUGACACUCCUUACAAGGCUGACACAAUUUGGUCAUACUUUACUGCAGACAAGUGUCCGACACUCUCUGGUAAACCUAAAAUGUUCUUUAUCCAGGCAUGCCAGGGGGAUAAAUUAGAUCCUGGUGUAAGCCUCAGAGAACGCACUGAAACAGAUGGACAUGGUUCCCAAAGUUUUCGCAUACCAACUUAUGCAGAUUUUUUAAUAGCUUACUCGACCAUUCCAGGUUUCUAUUCUUGGCGGAACACGACUCGAGGAUCCUGGUUUAUGCAAGCUCUGUGCUUGGAGCUUUGCGAAAACGGUUCACGAUGGGAUUUGCUAACACUCCUGACUUUCGUUUGUCAGCGUGUUGCAAUUGACUUUGAAUCUAAUACUCCUGACAACAUUACUAUGCAUCAGCAGAAACAAAUUCCAUGCAUCACUUCAAUGCUGACACGCCUAGUGAAGUUCACGUUGCCUAAGAACGGAGUUGCUGCUAAUUGAUGAAUGCGGUAGAGAUCAUUUUAAUUAAAUUUGCCAUUAUUGUUGACUGAGAGCAGUUUUUAUCAGCUAUGAAUAUUCUUUUCACUCUACUUGACAGAAGUUUUUCAUUCCAGGUAAUAAUCUGUAACAUCUUAUUCCAUUAGAUUAGGUUAAUCCAGUGACUGCACAUAUCUGCCAUUACUUGCUCACCUAUAUAUCCGUUACUUGAAGCAUCUUUUGACGAUGCCAUUUGAC